UCAUUGACGAGUGUCAUAUACCUGUGACGGCAGUUCACUUCCUGGUCAGGCAAGGCUGCCAUGAAACGACAACGGCAACAGUAGACGACGUGUGAUGCUGUUAUGGCUGCUGCAUUUGGUCUAGUUUUGGCUCUCAUUGUUGGACUAGCACAAAAGUCAGAUGCUCAAGCGUUAAACAUAGUCCUUGUGACUGACGACCCCAAGGAACUGGACGCCGUCGGUCUCAACUGUACCGUGGCCAAUUUCACCUCCGUCAGCACCGUGAAUUUCACGCAAACUUGGCAAGGGGAGGUAAUUCGACUGAUCCCUAAACAAGUGGAUGUACAUGCUUCGACUCUUAGAGUAGUGGAUUUUACCCUGCAGGACGCAGGGACUUAUGGCUGUCAAGUUGGAUCAGUCAAAUCCACUGAAUCCAUCGACCUUUCCGAGAAAGUUGCCAUGGCGCCGAGGUUGAUGUCUGCCGCCCAUGACGUUGUGUAUGCAGAAGUUGACAUCAAGACGACGUUGCGGGCUACGUUCCUCAAUUUGUCGACGCUGUCGGUAUUCAAAUGGAGCAAAGAUGGCGAGGAGCUGAAGCCGGUAUCCAAGGAGGAAGUGGCUAUUGGCUACCGCAUGCACGGCACACCCGUCGAAGUUUCAGGGUCACGUUUGUUCAGAACGCUGACGACAUCGUCCUCCGACUUCGGAUACCACUAUGUCACAGCAUGCACACGUGGUGGGUGCACCUCCGCCGUCAUCGAGCUAAGACGGACGGCUCGACCGGAGUCACCCCUUCAGUUUCAAGUAGUGGACAACUUCACAGCCGGCUUCUGGUUCACGUGGAGGUCAGGGUUCAACGGGGGAGGGGAUCAACGUUUUGAGUUGUCAUACAAACGUGCGGACUCCACCAGAGGCUGGGUCUACGCGAAGGUCGACGAGGACCCGGGAGUUGGACAUAUUGUUUAUGCCCAUAUAUCCGGUCUCGUACUGAAUACCGGUUAUGACGUCAGAGUGCAAGCCAUCAACAAGCGAAAUGCUCUGCUGACAUCCAACUUUACAGAGGAACUGUUUGUGUUUGUUAAAGGUCCUGCCACGUCAUCGGACAUUGGGGUGGGGGCUGGCAUCGGUAUAGGAAUCACCGUGGCCCUCCUUCUCGCCGCGGGUGUGUGUCUGGCAGGGUACUACGUGUGGCGGGCCAAAUGGACAAACGACCCUCGCCUGACGGACGCAGAAUGCAGAUCUAACAUCACGUUGUCGGCACAGAGCAGCACGAAGUCAGAACCGCCCAGGAAAGACAGCAAUUCAGACAAUGGUACCGAGAAGACAGCCAGCCCCUUUAGCCCAAGUCUGCCCCGACCCUCAAUGCCAAGACCACCUGUGCCCGGCAGCCAGGACUCCCACUCCCCGGGGCUCCCUCGCUCUGCCGCACCCCUACCCCCUGCAGCCACCUCUCGGAAGAAAGACAAAAGCGAAAAGCCGCCCGCUCCGACUUCGGAUGAGACCUACGAGGCGGUAGAGACUGAACAAGGAGAAUACGUCGCUCCCAUGAUGCACUACCAGAACAUGUGAUCAC
Messenger RNA from Haliotis rubra (blacklip abalone), 1552 nucleotides. RefSeq lists its product as uncharacterized. The record is from RefSeq and is a predicted model, not a curated record. The transcript has 8 exons. Gene Ontology annotation, molecular function: protein binding. Bases 103 to 1548 code for a protein of 481 amino acids. NCBI's taxonomy places the organism in Eukaryota, Metazoa, Mollusca, Gastropoda, Lepetellida, Haliotidae.